Molecule: messenger RNA, 1211 nt
Organism: Elgaria multicarinata webbii
Lineage: Eukaryota; Metazoa; Chordata; Lepidosauria; Squamata; Anguidae
Product: centromere protein H-like
Exons: 11
Coding region: 16-969 (317 amino acids)
Biological process (GO): chromosome segregation; mitotic spindle organization; kinetochore assembly
Cellular component (GO): kinetochore; nucleus
Molecular function (GO): kinetochore binding
Source: RefSeq, a predicted model, not a curated record
GGUGCCGCUGCAGUGAUGGAAGCGCAGGAAGGAGCGAGUGACUCGGCUGACUGUCAGGGGGCUUCGGCGCCGUUCAGUGGCUCCUUAGAAGAAACAGCGGGAGAAGGAGCCCCAACGCCCGUCUGCGAGGAGGACGGGAAAAAGCCGGACCUGCUGACGCUCCUUCGAGUAAGGGAACAAAUAAACCAGCAUCUUAUGGAAUAUAAUGCAACAAUUAAUGCAAGUGAAGAAAGCAUUCCAGAUCAAGUUAUAGAUGAAAAGAUAAUAGAGUGUUCCAUAGAAGACUUGGAAAAAGAAAUGGAGGCGGUAAAGGUAUCAUACCAGAACAAAACUUUAGCAAUACAAAGGAUCCAAGUAACUGAUGCCCUUAGAACCAAACUGAAGAACAAUGACGAUGACUCUAAGUUUAUCUGGGAUACUAUAAAACAUAUAAUGAUGCUUAGUACUGCAAUACUUAAAUCACAGCAGCAAUCCCGUGAGUUGGAAGAAAAACUGAAUAAGGUUAAGCAGAGCAGACUAGCACUGAAACGAGCUGGGGAAUGCAAACUGGCACAAAUACAUGAUACACAAAGAAAACAAAAAGAAGAACUGGAAAAUAUGGAAGUGAGUAAAAUGUUGAAGAAGGUUCGUAGAAAUCUGCAGCAGGAAAUUCAGAUGACUACACUGAUUCAAAACAUCUUCCAGGUAGUCAAGCCACAUUCACCAUUAAUUAAGUUUCCAGACAGAAAAAGUACUCCCAAACCUAAAAUGCAGGAGCCUCUACAGUCAAGAGUGCCUCCACUUCAUGCAGCAUCCUCACAGUUCCCUGCAGGAGGUGGGCCACCAUCCCAUCAAAAUAUUUCAUUCAGUGGUAGAACACAAGGCACGCCUGACACGUCAGAAUUAGUAAGGACAUUACCUCAAAAAUACCGAAGGAAACCCAUACCAGUUGAAGAGAUGGACUACAUCCAACGUGGAGGUCCAGAAUAACCCAGAAGAUUAGCUACUGCUGAAAAACAAACUCUUGUAUUCACAAUAAAGGCCUUCCUCACUCUCUGAAUAUUGUAAGCAUCUGUAGGCAAAUAGCUGUAUUAAAGGCCUUUCUUGAGGGAUGAGAAGAUAAAUACUUCAGAAAGUGGCUGUGUUCCAAAUCAGAAGACAGUUCUGUUUUGAGUAACUGUUUGACUCCACUUGAAAUAACUACACUAUUAAAAUUUAUUUUUUUCAUUCUA